CCAAUGCGCCCUUUUCUCUGCUUGCCAAACUUGACCAUUUUCGACCAUAAACAGAAAACUCGAACAAUAAUGCCACUGUCAUCACUCUGCCCAACCUCUGUUUUCUCUUUUGGUCCUCGUUAUACUGGGUUCUUUUGCUGUUUGUUUUCUGUUUUUGUUGGGUUUUGGUUCGAGGGUAUGAGAAAUGGAUGCAGAUGGAUCAAGCAAGAAGCUGAGGAAGCCGUACACGAUCACGAAAUCAAGGGAACGAUGGUCGGAGGAGGAGCAUGAGCGGUUUCUUGAUGGCCUCCUGCUGUUCGGCCGUGAAUGGAAGAAAAUUGAAGACUUUGUUGGUACGAAGACAGUAAUCCAGAUUCGCAGUCACGCGCAGAAAUACUUUUUGAAGGUUCAAAAGAAUGGGUUAAUGGCACACGUGCCUCCUCCCCUUCCUAGGCGCAAUCAUGCUUAUUCGCAGAAAUCCUCUGAAGAUGCCAUGUUGCCAAUCCAAGCAUCUGUGGCUUUCCCUUCUCCAUCUGGUUGCUACAUGCCUCCAUGCGCUUCAUGGGAUGAAAAAGCUAUGCUCAUGGGUUACGCCUCCAGUAGCGACUCAAUGUCCUCGAACUACCCUGCCAUCCUUUCUGGAGUUGAAGGUGAUAACGGAUCAGGGAUAGCAGAUAUCUACAACCAAAAGUUCUUUUGGUCUGGCAGUUCAAGUAGAUCAAAUCUGAUGCAUGAGGCCCCAGAGCAAGGCAGUCAGCAGUCACUAAAUCCAGUGGUGCCAAACUUUGCUGAAGUAUAUAAUCUCAUUGCUACCAUGUUUGAUCCAGAAAUCACAGAUCCUUUCCCAAUUUAUAUGAAAAAGUUGAACGAGAUGGAUCCCAUCACUGCUAAAACGGCUCUGGUACUGGCGAAAAAUCUAACCAUCAAUUUGUCCAGUCCUGAUUUUGAGCCACUGGGAAGGUGGCUAGUGACAUGCGAUGCGAAUAAUAAAGCAACUGGAGAGACUAGUGUUGCUGCUGCGGCUGUUGCGAAUCAAAUUUAUAGCAUGCCAUCACAAUAUGCAGGCUUCUUGCCAAUGCCAUAAAUGUCAGUCAAAGUAUGUGGAAAUGAUAUGCAUCUAUUAGCUGGGGCGUCUAGUAUGCUGCACUUAGCCUAAUUAAAACACUGAAAAUAGUAAUAAAGGGACCCCAUAUUUAACUUUCGAGAUGUUAUGUUGUACCAGCCACCAAGUUUGGAGUUGGGCAAUGUGUAAUUAUGCUGUUGUGAGUCGAAGACAUAAUAAAUAAUUCGAACUACGGAUUGCUAUAUUUGGAGACUUAAUUAUUGGGAAUUGAAUUGUCUGAAGAUAAAUAUGAUUUGGGUUGUGUGAAUA
Molecule: messenger RNA, 1351 nt
Organism: Asparagus officinalis (garden asparagus)
Lineage: Eukaryota; Viridiplantae; Streptophyta; Magnoliopsida; Asparagales; Asparagaceae
Product: protein REVEILLE 8-like
Exons: 8
Coding region: 185-1063 (292 amino acids)
Molecular function (GO): DNA binding
Source: RefSeq, a predicted model, not a curated record